AAGCAUACAAUCUUUGUCGCAAGAUGGCACAAACUACCGAACCCCUACUGCAGCGCCCUCUUUAUGUCUUCGACCUCCCGCAAGAACUCCUCCAGACGCUCGAACUCAAAGCACAGAACAAUGCUGCAGUCGCCGUGCCCGACGAUCCCGAACUGUUAGCCAGCAAUAGUAGCAGAAGAAGCGAAACCGAGGAUGGCGCACCUUCGUCAGCAACAUCGUGCGGGCUGUGCGGCCUUUCGUUUCCGAGCGUGCAAGAGCAGAGGAGCCAUGUGCGCAGUGAUCUGCAUGGAUACAACAUGAAGCAAAAGAUGCGCGGAUUGAAGUCUGUGGGAGAGAACGAUUUCGAGAAGCUGGUAGGAGACCUGGACGAAAGCAUUUCAGGCAGCGACAGCGACGACUCGGCCAGCAGCGACGACGAUGGCAAGAAAGAUACGACUUUGAGUGCGCUCCUCAAGAAGCAGGCGAACAUUGCAGACCCUGACUUUGACGACUUUACGACGACAAAGACCAAGGUCGGUGCUGGCAAACCACCGCUUCUGUGGUUCUCCUCGUCCAAGUUGCCCUCGAACGUCGCUCUUGGUGUUUACCGAACUCUCCUCCCCGCCGCCAUCCAAGUCGGAGAUGGCGCGACAAUCCUUCAGACCAUCAAGGACAAGCAACUCUCUCCGAAGCCUCCACCAACGCAACCCACAUCAGCUCCGACCGAAGACUCAGGCGGUGUCCCUCUCCCUCGCUCUCUCCAGCCAGACACGUCUGCCACAGGCCCCCACUACUUCUUGUGUAUGAUUGGAGGCGGUCACUUUGCCGCCAUGGUUGUUUCUCUGACACCCAAGAUGACCAAGAAGGCUGGUGUCGAGGACCGCGCUGCCACGGUACUUGCACACAAGACAUUCCAUCGCUACACAACUCGUCGCAAGCAGGGUGGUUCUCAGUCCGCCAAUGAUAGUGCCAAGGGUGCCGCUCAUUCUGCUGGUGCUGGCAUCCGUCGCUACAACGAGGCCGCCUUGAUCGCCGAAGUCCGUCAGCUGCUGCAGGACUGGAAGGUUUGGAUUGACAGCAGUGAACUUCUCUUCAUCCGCGCCACCGGAACCACCAACCGUCGCACUCUUUUCGGCCCUUACGAGAACCAAGUCCUGACGUCCAGAGACCAGAGGAUCAGAGGCUUCCCGUUCGCUACUCGCCGUGCCACACAAGCUGAGCUGAUGCGUUCUUUCGUCGAACUUACUCGAGUCAAGGUGUCAACGAUCGACGAGGCUGCCAUCGCAAGGAAAGCACAGGAGGAGGAAGCCGCUCGCCAGGCCGCCGAAGCAAAGGCUGCCGCCAAACCUGCUACGCCGAAACCUGUCAAGCCGACUAAAGAGGAGGAAGAAGCAUCGUUACACACUACACAACUCCAGGCGCUCAUCCGUCGAUCAAAAGCACCGGCUCUUGUCUCAUACAUCACAUCCAACAAUCUCUCACCGAACUUUACUUUCUUCCCCUCGGAUAUUCCGCAAAAUCACCAUGCUCCCACACCGCUCCAUCUAGCUGCCUCUCUCAAUGCUCCUGCCCUCGUAUCCUCACUACUGCUGAAAGCAAAGGCCGACCCUACCUUCAAAUCUGCAGAAGCAAAAACUGCUUUCGAGAUUGCAGGCGAUCGCGCAACCCGUGACUCUUUCCGUCUAGCUCGCUCAGAGCUUGGUGAAAACGCUUUCGACUGGGACUCAGCAGGUGUACCGGCCGCUCUCUCCAAGGCUGACUAUGACGCUCGCGUUCAACGCGAGAAAGACGAGAAGGCUGCCGAAGAUGCAGCAGAGCAGCAACGACGAAAGACUGAAACCGAGCGACUACGGAAUGAAGACAAGGUUAGGGAAGAGCAGAGCAAAGAAAAGAAGUUUGGCAAGGGCAAGACGUUGGCGCAAGUGUUGCCCGAGAAGACGGCACAGGAGAAAAGGGAGGAAGAGGCUAGAGGCAUGACACCAGAGAUGCGCAUGAAGCUCGAGCGAGAACGUAGAGCCAGAGCUGCGGAAGCGCGGUUCAAGGCCAUGAGCGGAAACAAAUAGUUGCUUGAUACAACGCCAAACGAGAACAACACACGAAAUUAGGGAGCUCUGAUGUGACAAAAAAUCAUGACUUUGUGCGACGUUAUGUUGCCCUUCCACAACUCUCUCCUUCUGUAUACUCAGAUGCCCACAAAUGCUGCAAUGCGACUUCCCU
Messenger RNA from Aureobasidium pullulans EXF-150, 2196 nucleotides. RefSeq lists its product as uncharacterized. Bases 24 to 2042 code for a protein of 672 amino acids. Lineage: Eukaryota; Fungi; Ascomycota; Dothideomycetes; Dothideales; Saccotheciaceae. The transcript has 2 exons. Gene Ontology annotation, molecular function: protein binding. The record is from RefSeq and is a predicted model, not a curated record.